UGUAGGAUGAGGUUGGUUGGUCUGACAGGGGGUAUAGCGUCCGGAAAAACUUCCGUAGCUAGUGUUCUCAAGGAACACGGAGUGGCUGUUCUCUCUUGUGAUGCUGCCGCUAAACAAGUGGUCGAACAAGGGUGUCCUGGCUACAAGAAGGUUAUUGCUAAGUUUGGGGAAGCUAUUCUCCUUCCUUCCGGGGAAAUAGAUCGAGUUAAACUGGGUGAUUUGGUGUUUAAUGAUGCAGAAAACAGAGAUGCUCUCAACAAAUGUAUCCAUCCUGAGAUUGCUAAGGUCAUUAGACGUCACAUCAUCUGGCACUUUAUCAAAGGAACGACGAUAGUUGCUGUAGACAUACCUCUUCUGUACGAGAGUUGCAACAUUAAUCCCUUCCUUCACUCCAUUGUUGUUGUUUACUGCACAGCCGAACAGCAAAAGGUAAGGCUGAUGGACCGGAAUGAUCACUUUACCGAAGAGGAGGCUCAGGCUAGAGUAGACUCUCAGCUUUGUAUUGAGGAGAAGAGAAAGAGGGGCGAUCACGUGAUUGAUAAUACCGGACUUUUCUCUGAAACUGAGCGACAAGUUGCAGCACUGGUUCCCCACCUCAAAGAUGGAAUAGUUCCUAUACAGAAGAUAAUACUUCUGGGCUUGUUUGCUUUGAUUGUGUUCAUAGUAUGGUCUAAAAUGUUUUAGGACAUUGUGACAGUUUAUGUUCUAAUAUGAUAAGAUUCUUUCGCAAAAAAAUGUUUGCAUGAAAUGUUUGUAUUUUGCUACUGGUCUAAUUUGUUAACCGUUUUGAAGAUCUGAUUUUCGUUUUAUGCGCAUGUCUUGAGGUACUUUUUGAAUAAAAUUCUAAUUUGUAUUCACUUGAUUAAAUAAUUUCAGAAAAACUUUUAUCAAUUAAAAAAUACAGAUUUAACAAUUUAUUCAAAUAUUAUCCGGUAAUUGGCCAAUCCCUGUGCGCGGCGUUCUUUUCAAGCUUCUUGAACAAUAGUCGCAACUAGAUUUCGACCGUUCUCAGAUAUAAACCCUGACCUGGGUACCAGUGUACCAGUGUACCAGUUGCAAAACUAACGUUACAGAGUAGCUUAAUGAUUAUAUUAAUUACGGAUUUGAUGUUUGAGAAUAUGCAUAUUUAAAUUGGCUUGCUUAUUGCUCCAACUAAAUGAUUUGAAUUAAAGUAAUUGUGUUCAGAUCAUAUAUAAUUUAUUUCGUAGUUCGUUUAAAUAUUAAACCUUCCUUUGAUUCCUAUAUAAUGAUACUUUUGAAGUGUUUUCUGAGUUUCUGGUGGUUUAUUGUUAAUCGUUGUGUGGUAUAUAUCAAUAAAUCUUCCUAUGAUUACUAUAUUAUGAUAUAAUUAAAGUUUUAAUUUUUUCUGAAUAGAUUUGUUUUUGAGAUCAUGAUUUAGUUGUUUGUUGCUGGAUAUUUUCACCUCACCCUUUAGAACCGCUCUGACGUGGUUAGUACCUGACACUUGUGUCAGUUACUAACCAUAUGGGCGGUAUACAAGCACAUUAUUUCAUUUCAUUCGUAGUUGAACACAUACAAAUGGAUAAUAUGACCAAUGAAUAUGACUCGUUUUUGUGAAUUUAAACAUUUGCCCAAAUUU
Messenger RNA from Bolinopsis microptera, 1600 nucleotides. RefSeq names its product dephospho-CoA kinase-like. The record is from RefSeq and is a predicted model, not a curated record. The transcript is spliced from 6 exons. Gene Ontology annotation, biological process: coenzyme A biosynthetic process. The coding region runs from base 7 to 684 and encodes 225 amino acids. NCBI's taxonomy places the organism in Eukaryota, Metazoa, Ctenophora, Tentaculata, Lobata, Bolinopsidae. Gene Ontology annotation, molecular function: dephospho-CoA kinase activity; ATP binding.